UGUGUUGUGACCCGACCUGCCGAACUUGCGAUCGCCGUUAUUGCAGUCACUCACCGCUGACAGUCCUGCCAGCGUGUUGAUGUGUUAGUGAGAGCGGUUCGGCAGGAUAGGGCAAUGAUCGCUCGCCAGGCCAAUGAACGGGAGCGAUGGUGCCGAACACGUUGGUUGUAACGCGGCACUUACAAGAACGUCCUCGGUGCAAGCAGUCAGAUUUUUAAUAAUACAUUUAUGUUAAUUUAUAAAGUUUUAAUACGUGUGCAGUUAAUGUAGAUAGUAACACCAACAUUAAAUAUCACAAACCCCGUUACAACACAAAAGUGGCGACGAGUAAAUUCGGACAAUUUUUUUUUAUAAAACGACAAUUUUUAAUCUGUGAAAGUGUAAGUGUAUGUGCGUGUGAAAAUUCCCCGUCCACCGUCCAAGAAGCGCAGGAUGAGCACCAACGAAAACGGUGCAUCAGACGGAGCUAGCGAAGGCGAAUCGCGUCGAUCACCGUUGAUCCGCCCCAGCGCUUUUACACCAGCGCAACCCUUCGCAUCAGCGCACGACGUCAAUGCACAACGCUUGCAUCUACAACCGCACCGAGGACCAGCGGGGUCAUCGCUCGGCGUACCAGCGGGGUCAUCGCUCGGCGUACCAGCGGCGCCAUCGCUCAGCAUAUCGCCGACGCCAUCGCUGCACCCAGAAGGAGCGUCAUCUCAGGAAGCAGGAUCGUCCCCAGACAGCGCGAUGAUCUACCAAAUGCUGCAAUUAAUGCAGAAGCAGAUGGCCCAACAGCAGCAAAUGAUGUCGCAAUUAAUGCAAUUGCACCCGCUCCCGCAAACGUCGCAGCCCCAGCAGCAUUCGCAGCAGCAGUCUUUCGUCCCGCAGCAGCAGUCUUUCGUCCCGCAGCAGCAGUCUUUCGUCCCGCAGCAGCAGUCUUUCGUCCCGCAGCAGCAGUCUUUCGUCCCGCAGCAGCAGCCCGAGCUUACCAUGGAUGCUUUGGCGAGCAGCAUUUCCGAGUUUCGGUACGAGGCCGAGUCGGACGUUACGUUUUCCGCCUGGUUUUCACGUUACGACGACCUGUUUAAGCAGGACGCCUCCCGACUCGACGACGCGGCGAAAGUUCGUUUACUCGUGCGUAAGCUGGGCACGACAGAGCAUUCACGGUAUACCAGCUUUAUCCUUCCACGAGUUCCGCGCGAUGUGAGUUUUCAAGACACAGUCAGCAUAUUGAGUUCGCUUUUCGGAAGGGCUGAGUCGCUUGUCAGCAAACGAUACAAAUGCAUGAAGCUGACAAAAGCGCAAUCCGAAGACAUACUCACAUUCAUCUGCCGCGUGAACCGAUCGUGCGUCGACUACCAGUUUUCGUCCAUGAGUGAGAAUCAGUUUAAGUGUUUGACGCUCGUGUGUGGACUAAAGGAUGAGGCUGAUUCAGACAUCCGCACACGACUUCUCGCACGCAUCGAGGAACGAAGUGACGUUACUUUGGAGGAUCUUGCAGCAGAGUGCCAGCGGAUAAAGAGCCUGAAGGUUGACAGCGCGAUGAUUGGAACGGAGUCGCGUGAACGAGUCCUUGCAGUGCACGGUGCAGGUAUGCAGUCGAACCAGCGGUACCAUCGAUCGGGCACGCAACCAGCUAAUUUCCGGAAGCAGAAAUCGAGUGAUUCCGGAGCAUCGGCGAAACCAUCGAAACCCUGCUGGUUAUGCGGUGAGCUUCAUUGGUCCAGAGACUGCAAGUUCAAAUCGCAUAAGUGCUCCAAUUGUGGAAAAAUCGGUCAUCGGGAAGGGUUUUGCCGCACAUCAGGACCGAUAAGACGACAGCGCAACUUUCGAAAGCACCGGCAGGUAACAUCACGUGUUGUAACUGUGAAUAUUUGCAGGGUUAACGACAGACGAAAAUACGUCAACCUGACCAUAUGUGGUCAACACGUGAGCUUGCAGCUGGACACUGGGUCGGACAUAACAGUCAUCAGUCGCUCGUUGUGGCAACAACUGGGCAAACCAUCGUUAGUUCCGGCAGAGGUCAACGCUAGGACAGCAUCGGGUGAGGAGCUUCAACUCGACGGUGAAUUCGAAACCAGCAUUGAAAUGGCAGGUAAAACGAGGGAAGCUAUCAUUCGGGUGACACGAGCAAACAUUUUAUUGUUGGGUGCUGAUCUCAUCGAUCAAUUUGGUCUCAGUUCGCUACCAAUGGAUAGCUACUGCAAAAUGGUAUCGUCAAGCGGCUACAUCAAGGGUCUCCAAGCUAAAUUUCCGACAGUUUUUAGCGGUACGGGGCUAUGCACUAAAAGCCGCAUCCACUUGCAGUUGAAAGAAGACGCUCGACCCGUGUUUUGUCCAAAAAGGCCUGUCGCUUAUGCCAUGAUUGAGACGGUCAACAAAGAGCUGGAUAGGUUGGAACAAUUGAAUAUCAUCACGCGCGUAGACUUUUCCGAAUGGGCAGCCCCGAUCGUAGUCGUACGAAAGGCAAAUGGCAACAUCCGCAUCUGUGGCGACUACUCGACUGGCUUAAACGAUGCGCUUCAGCCACUCGAAUAUCCAUUGCCAUUGCCCGAAGAUAUUUUUUCGAAGCUUGCGCACAGUAGUUGGUUCAGCAAAGUAGACCUGUCAGACGCGUUCCUCCAGGUCGAGAUUCACGAACAAUAUCGUCCAUUGCUUACCAUUAACACCCAUAGAGGUUUAUACCAUUAUAACCGCCUUCCUCCAGGCAUAAAAGUAGCCCCAGCCGCGUUCCAGCAGAUUAUAGAUAGAAUGCUGGCAGGAUUGCAGGGAACUUCUGGCUAUAUGGAUGAUGUGGUUGUCGGGGGGAAAACAGAGGAAGAGCAUGACGAAAAUCUAACGAAACUUUUUCAACGCCUCAAACAAUUUGGUUUUUCCGUCCGAGCAGACAAAUGCUCGUUGAAGAUGAAGCAAAUCGAUUACCUUGGGCACGUAAUCGACCGUCAUGGUAUCCGACCGAAUCCUGCGAAAAUCGAGGCAAUAAAAAAUCUUCCCGCACCUACUGAUAUCAAAGGCGUGCGCUCUUUCCUCGGAGCAGUAAAUUUUUAUGGAAAGUUUGUGCCAAAAAUGCGCGAAUUGAGGUAUCCGCUUGAUAACUUGCUGAAAAGUGACACAAAAUUCGCUUGGAAUAUGCAAUGUGAAAAGGCAUUUAAAUAUUUUAAAGAAAUCCUAUCAUCCGAUCUCCUCCUCACCCACUACGACCCCACCGCAGAGAUUAUUGUGGCAGCGGAUGCAUCAUCAGUGGGACUAGGAGCCACCAUUUCUCACAAGUUUGGCGAUGGCUCAAUAAAGGUCGUUCAGCAUGCGUCACGUGCUUUGACAACAACGGAGGAAAAAUAUAGUCAAAUAGAUCGCGAAGGGUUGGCCAUUGUAUUUGCCGUAACUAAAUUUCACAAGAUGCUUUAUGGUCGUUCUUUCAGGCUCCAAACCGACCACCGUCCCUUAUUACGCAUCUUCGGCUCAAAGAAAGGCAUCCCAGUAUUCACAGCGAAUAGACUGCAACGCUUUGCGCUAACACUGCAGUUAUACGACUUUUCGAUAGAGUACGUCCCCACCGGAAACUUUGGAAAUGCUGACAUUCUCUCAAGGCUCAUAAGAAAUCACGCUAAACCGGAGACAGAAUACGUCAUCGCCAGCCUCCAGCUAGAAGAGGAUGUAAGGUCCGUAGUUCUCAACAUGAUUAAUACAUUCCCUCUCAAUUUCAGAGACAUAGAGGAAGGGACACGGACAGAUUCCCUACUAUGGAAGGUUCACAAAUACAUCCAAGAAGGCUGGCCGUCUGACUCGUCAUAUGGAAUGGAGUUAGCACGCUUCUAUAAUAGAAAGGAUGACCUGUCGACCGUAGGUGAUUGUGUUCUUUUUAGAGAGAGAGUAGUAAUACCCAGAAAACUACGCAUGCGGUGCUUGAAUCAACUUCAUAGAGGGCAUCCAGGGAUUCAACGCAUGAAGUCCGUCGCUCGCAGCUAUUUAUACUGGCCAUCUAUUGAUGAGGAUAUAGCCGACUGCGUUUCCAGCUGUACAGCAUGCAUGGCAGUCGCAAAAUCACCACCUUUACUAGAACCAAAGUUUUGGCCAAAGACCACCAAACCGUGGGAAAGAGUGCAUAUAGACUAUGCAGGACCAGUUGAUGGAGCUUAUUUCUUGAUCGUGGUUGACGCAUUCUCAAAGUGGCCUGAAGUGAUGAAAACAAUCACCACAACCACUACAGCUACCAUUUCGAUGCUGCGAAGCAUCUUUGCACGUUUUGGCAUGCCUGAAAAACUAGUCAGCGAUAACGGAGCCCAAUUUACAAGCGACGCGUUUAAAGAUUACUGCAAGCAAAGUGGCAUUGAGCAUAUUAAAACACCGCCGUUUCACCCACAGUCUAAUGGGCAAGCAGAGCGCUUUGUGGAUACUAUGAAACGAGCCCUGAAGAAAAAUCCAAUCAGAUGA
Messenger RNA from Anopheles arabiensis, 4413 nucleotides. RefSeq lists its product as uncharacterized. Gene Ontology annotation, biological process: proteolysis; DNA integration. The record is from RefSeq and is a predicted model, not a curated record. Gene Ontology annotation, molecular function: zinc ion binding; aspartic-type endopeptidase activity; nucleic acid binding. The transcript has a single exon. Lineage: Eukaryota; Metazoa; Arthropoda; Insecta; Diptera; Culicidae. Bases 433 to 4413 code for a protein of 1326 amino acids.